Glossina fuscipes is the source of this 3219-nucleotide messenger RNA. RefSeq names its product protein FAM91A1. The transcript is spliced from 2 exons. Lineage: Eukaryota; Metazoa; Arthropoda; Insecta; Diptera; Glossinidae. The record is from RefSeq and is a predicted model, not a curated record. The coding region runs from base 187 to 3093 and encodes 968 amino acids.
UUGUGCUUGGAGGAAUGUAAAAAUUCCAAUAAAAGGUUUUCAUGAAACAAGUUGAAAACCGAGAAGAAAAUGCUGAAUGCAUUAGACUAUACGUUUUAAAUUUCUCAAAUAUAUUUGGAACGCGUUGUGACCAAAGUAUAAAUGGUGUGACUGUUAACAGUUGAGACAUAAAACAACUGCAACAAAAUGAGUUCUGAAAAGGUUGUUGAGGACAUAGCCAACUGCGUGCGUCAGAAUGUGCCGUGGCAUUUAUUGCCCGUUCAUUUAAAGCAGAUAUUGCAUAGUAAUCAAAGGGAUUACGAGAAAUAUGUGUUUAAUUACAGUCUAAAAAAUCAAUUACGUUUUCGUGGUAAUCUAGUGGCGAAAGUGUUUCGACGUGAGCAGCGCUAUUACGAACUGCUGGUACAGAAGAGCAUUAACACAUUGUGCUUGUUUCCAUAUCAUUUAGCUGAUGUUGUCACCAAAGGUUUAAGAGUGACACCAUUCAACUACUACUUGGAUGUUUUAUCACAAUUGCUGCGCAACGACAAAAGUUACGAUACCUUACCCAAUUUCACGGCAGUGGAUUGUUUACGAGUUUUGGGUAUUGGAAGAAAUGAAUAUUUAUCUUUGAUUAGCGAGCUAAAAACUCAUACUACAAGAGCUGUGUUAUUUACUGCUAAGCCGAACCCGUUGGCUUUUUUACCAAAAUUUCCUCUACGUAUCCGAAUUGAACCAUGGUGGCGGAUAGAAGUAGGCUUUAUUCUGGAAUCCGAUAUAAAGUUUGUAACGCCGUCGGAACGUGGUCUGAUUGACGAUUUGAUCGACUUUGGCUCUCAAACAGCGGGCAAGUGCAAUUAUAAUAUUGUCCACAGUCUUUAUCGCAAAGGCUUAAUCUACUUAGAUGUUCCCAUAUCUGGAGAAGACCGUAUAUGUAUACCUCCCUUAAGGAAUUUUGUAAUGAACCGCGUCAGCGGCGAUUACUUCGAAAAUCUGCUCUACAAAAUCUUUGUUAGCGCUGAUGAACAUAUGACUAUAGCAGAAUUGGCUCAAAUGCUGCAACUAGAUUUGGAUUCAGUGAAGCAUGCCAUUAGCUUAUUCUGUCGAUUGGGCUUUGCUCAACUUAAAGAAUCGGCUGUAAGCGAAAGUAGUUUAGGAGAUUGUAAUAAAGAUAAAUUUCAUUGCUCAUGGGAUGAGUUUAAAAAAGAACAAGCUCUGGCCAAAGAUGUACCACAAAUUACACCUCUUAAUUACAAUAAUUAUACCGUUUCCGAUGCAGAUAUAAUCAUCAAUCAAGAGAAACCCAAAGACAUGUACAAAGAUAAGCAAAAAGAUAAAGACAGCAAUUCAAUUGGAUACCUGUCUUCAGAUGGCAAUACCAGCGAAUUUAGUUUUGCCAAUAUGCCCAUGCCUUCUCCUCAGCCAAAUACUUCGCCUCCGAAUACAGGUAUACCGUCAUCGGAUGAUCCAGAUCUUUCCUCGGAAGUUGAUGAUCUUAGCGAGAGUACAACAAAGCAAAGCGUUAGGGAAGUUUCCUCUUUGACACCACCAUCCGUCGCGGAACAAUCGCCGAAAACUGGUAAACGUGUGGGAUUCUUGUUCGAUUCUACCCUCACGGCAUUCUUAAUGAUGGGCAACCUAUCACCAGGCUUGAAAAAUCAUGCUGUGACAAUGUUUGAAGUGGGAAAGUUGUGUGAAGAGAGUUUAGACACAUUUUUAAAUGAAUUGGAAAAGGUCUCACUGCUUGAUGCUGAGGGCGAAGGCGAUGUAUCGCGAUACUUUGCGCACGCUGUCAUACUACGAUCAACCAUUUGUUCUUUGCGUCAUUUAUUACCAGGAGGCUUAGAUCUUUUGCGCCUAGAAUGUUUAGAAUGCUUGGAUCAAAAGACUAGAGAUCGUGUAUUGGAGAAAAAAUAUAAAUUUAUUAUUUCGGCCACCCCUCUGACUGCCAAUCUAUCUCAUUUGUUUAGUGUACCAUUUUUUGGUCAAUUUUACAGUACUUGCGAUAGCACGCAUAUGUGGACGAAGUUAUUCUACAAUCAUGUAACAGGUUACGGGCCGCCUAGUCUGUUUUUAUGCCGGGGCACCGUAUUGAAAGCCUUGCCACGCUUAUUCCUAGGUUACGGCAAGUUACUUGUGUACAUUUUACAUUCUGAUUCCUAUAUAAUUAAUAGUGAAAAUUUUCGUAAUUUAAAUGAUCAAUUGAAAAACGGUUGCGUUCUUGUACAGGGUUAUGGUAUACGUACACCUGGGGAAUUACGUUAUGAAGCCUUCCCCUUUGUAAAGACCGAUCCGAGUCAAAGUAAAUGGUCCACACAUAAAGCUGUUCUAAAACUAGAAGAACAUCUGGAUCUAGAAUACCAUUGCGGCUAUAUAACAUUUUUAAAUACCGGUGUACCGGAUAUAGGUUGUGAGAUAUGUGAUGUGGACGUACACUUAAAGCUCUCCAGAAGCAAACUUAAAAUUGAUAAAGUAAAAAAUAACAUAAAUAAUCAAACAGAAAAAGUGCCAAAGAAACCGAAAGGUAGAAAAGAGGAAGUUACUAUGCCUGACAUAACUAAGGAGUUAAUGUCUCCCGAUAAUACGGAGUUGACUAGUUUUUCACGGCCAGGCAACUCACCGCAACGUAAUUUAAAAAGCCCAGAUGAAAAUUACUUUGCAAAUAGUCCACAAAAUAAUGAACAUUCGGCGGUAUACACGAUGGCCGAGAAUUGCAAUGAACUCUUGGCCAGUGUUAAAUCUGAAUUAAGUCAUGCCUCCGUGGAAGAGUUGCUAAAUUCUGAACCAAUCGGUAACUACGACGUUAACGCGCCAGAUAUUACAGAAGAAUGGACUUUACUGGAUGUUAAUUUCGGUGUACCGCUAUUCGAUGUCGACUGCAAUACACGGAUUUGCGAACAGAUUGUGCGCAAAUUGUGUUCGGAGGAAAAUCUAAAGAAAUUGAUUAUUAGAUCUGAACAAAUGUCCGAGAAAUUCUAUAAAUUUGUUAAACAAUGUUUAUACUUUGAAGAUGAACCCAGUGGCGAACUGGUAAAAAUUGGCAAAAAUUUACCCCAUCCGCGUCUUAAUCUGGCAUUUGAAAAUGGAAAAGUUUGUUAUUGGAAUGGCAGAUAAACACAAAGUGAAAAUAGCAGAGAAUAGAACGUUGAAGAAAGGACGAAUUGUAUGUAUAUUUCUUUUUACAGGAAAGAAAACAUUCCUCUUAUCAAGUAUUCGAUUAAAUAAUUGUUUGUUUGUUUG